This is a messenger RNA of Schistocerca gregaria, 3559 nucleotides long. RefSeq names its product proline-rich protein 36-like. Gene Ontology annotation, cellular component: cilium; cytoplasmic microtubule. The record is from RefSeq and is a predicted model, not a curated record. Lineage: Eukaryota; Metazoa; Arthropoda; Insecta; Orthoptera; Acrididae. Gene Ontology annotation, biological process: microtubule cytoskeleton organization. The transcript has 15 exons. Bases 634 to 2451 code for a protein of 605 amino acids. Gene Ontology annotation, molecular function: microtubule binding.
CCCGCCCCCGCGCCCGACGGCCUGCUGCGCUACGGCCUCCACCUGCCCAGGGGCGCCGCCGCCUUCGCCGCCCCGCAAGGGGCGGACGUGUCGUGGAUCCUGUCGGGCAGCGGGGCGCUGUCUGCGGGCAGCGUGCGCGCGCCUGCGCAGUCCACCACGGCGUCCAGCAGCGGCUCCUCGGAUUGCGGCGCCGGAGCCGCCGGGCACAACGUCUGGGCAGACCGCCGGCGCACCCUCUCCUGGGCCGAUGAUCAGCGGCCCCGAGGUUCUCCACCGUGGGGCAGCGACAACACUUCCUACCAACACGGUCAGCUGCGGCCGCUGUACUUGAGGAUCAGCAACACGCCCCCUGACGUCAAACAUGCAGGUGGCGGCCUGUGGCCGCUGGCGGCUUCGGACCCUCCCGGGAGGCUCAACCACUCGUGGCCGCCCCCGCAGCCGCAGCAGCCGCCCCCGCCGCCGCCGCAGCUGUCGCCGCCACCGCAUGCGCCACGCGUGCUGACGCCGUCGCAGCUGCGAGCGCGGCCGCAGCUGCUGCCCAUACACCUCGCACCGUCGCCCACGCAGUCUCCUCCUCCAGGCCCCGUCGCACCGGAAGAUCAGCGCGCGCCUUCCAGGAGCGCCGCACACCGCAUGCCACCUCUCACCAGGUCGCCGGCCUUCCGCGGGGACUCUGGCUCGCAGGAGCAAGGAGCGCUGUCCCGGCCCACGAGGAGGCGACACCGUUCUCCUGCCAUCACGUCCGUUCCACCUGUUGCCAGUAAAGAGGACUCACGCAGCACAACAGUCGAGGAGUUCGCCAUACCGCAGAAACCGGUGCUGGCUAGAGCUGGCAACGUCCGCCAAGACACAUCCAUACUGCUCACUGCGCCGCCGGCCUCGGUGAUGACGCCGCCGGCCGAGCUGUCGUUCCUGCCGGCGGUGGAGCCGCCGCUGAGCGCCGCAGUCAGCCCGCGGCCGCCGUCCGCCGCCACGCAGCUGGAGCUGGAGCUGGACGCGUCGCUGGACUGCCGCAGCCUGGACGAGGCGGAGGCGGCGCAGUCGCAGAUCCUGGAGCCGCCGCACUCCUCGGGCAGCUCGGCCGAGGCGGCGGCUGCCCUGCAGCAGUCGCACCGCUCCACCAGGCUGCGCGCCCUCAGUGGCAAGCAGCAGACCGCCUCGCCGCAGCCGCAACUGGAGCCUACGGCGGGGGUGGCGGCGACGCCCACUCCGGCCCCUGCACCGUCGGCCACGCCCACUCCAGCCCCCGCGGCCACUCCCACGCCUGCAGCUACAACAGCCGGCACGCCCACGCCGACGCAGACGCCCACGCCCCCGCAGGCGCUGCCGCAGCAGACGCGCGCGCCGUCCCCGCCCCGAGAAGAGCCCACCCGCCAGGAGGAGCACGGGCAGCCGCCCUCUCCGCCCCCAGAGGAGCCGGAGGCGGAGUCCGCGGCAGAGCCCGCACCGCCCCCGGCUCCGGCGCCCACGCCCGCCCCCGCAGCCGGCCCCGGGCUGCCAUCCCACGCGCCCUCCGUCACCCGGCCGCCGGUCAUCGACCUCCGCCUGGACGUGGAAGGUCCUCCGGCACCCCCCGGCGGCAGCAGGAGGCCGCAGCCGGCGGGCAGGCGGGCAGGGGCGCUGCUCGUCAAGCCUGCCGCUGCUCAGGGCAGGGGACCUCUGACGUCACGCUCCAGUGUGAUAAAGGGCGCCGGCCGCUCUUCGUCGCAGCUGCAGCUGCAGGCCCAGUCCCAGCAGCUGCAGCUGUUCCCGCCGGCGCUGCCACCUGUCGACACGCCGAGGGAGUCUCUCUCCAACUGCUUGCAUAACCUCGACAGCCACGAGUGGGAGCAGGUGCUGUCGGCCAUGCCGGUGCUGGUGCGACUGGUGCGCCACCACCCCGACUCGGUGCUGUUGCAGGCGCCCGCCGUCGCGGCAGCACUGUCGCGCCACGUGCGCAACCUGCGCUCACAGGUGGCGCGAGCUGCCUGCCAGGCGGCGGGCGAGUUCUUCGUGGGGCUGCGGCGCACGCCGGACCUGGAUGUGGAGGAACUGGUAGGCUCGCUGUUUCACCGGUCCGCAGACACAAACAGGUUCCUGCGAGCUGACUGCAACGCCGCCCUCGACAAGAUGGCGGAUGUAUUGCCUCCAGCACGUGCCGUCCAACUCAUUGUCUCCAAAGGUGCCAGCCACCAGAACGCCGUGGUUCGCACGGUGGCCGCGCGGCUGCUGGCGGCGCUGACGGCGCGCCUGGGCGCAGACCGUGUGCUGUCGGCGCCCCGCGACCUCCGCAGCCGGCUGCUGGUCACCGGCUCCUCGCUGCUGACCGAGGGCAGUCUGGACACCAGAUGUCACGCGAAAUCAAUGUUCAGGCACCUUGUAUCCCACCCAAAUUUCGCAACUGUUCUCUCAGAAGUAGUACCACAACAGGUACUACGAAACAUCUCGAAAACUCUCCAGAGUCUGAAAUAAUGUGGAUGACUGAAGAUGCUGACAGAUUUAGGUUUUUAACAGUUCUGUGUCUGUGAAGUAAUGUAAAUAAUUUCUGAUGGGGCUAGAAUGGAAUAAUGUAUCUAAUGUUUCUAAUAGAGAUAAUAUAAACAUCCUUUCCAUGAUACUUUUCUACAUAAAUUCCUUUGUUAACACAGUAGUGCCAUUUUGUCAUAUCUUGCUAUGCCAGUUGCAGUAUAUGCACAUAUAAGGUACAAAACCUAUCUAUAACAUAACAUUUUGAAACAGAUGUUUAGUUUAACACUUAAAGAAUGUGAUGCUUCAUUAUCUCAUAAUAUUAAUGUGAAACUUCAUUUUCUAAUUAUAUCCUGUCCUACAGAAUUUUUCAGCUUAGUUUAAGAAAGCUCUAAAUGUACAUAUAAUUCCGUCCAUAAAUGUGAUACUGUCGUUAAGUACAUUAAUAUAUUGAAGAAUAGCAUAUAUUGUAUAAGAUACAUAUCAAAUGAUCAUUCACUAUCGAUAAAGAACUGUACAAGCAUCCUAUAAGGGACAAGGAAAUCCAAAUACAGCAUACAGUCAUACAGGCAUUAUUUUACCAACAGAAAAAUGAGGAAUUUUUAGAUCCAGGGUAAAGUGUAAUUAACUAUGAGACCUUUAUCAAAUACAUUUAUUAAAAGUUAAAUUGGCUUAUGUAAGUCAAAGAAUCUUUUAUGUGACAAUUUAUUUGCAUUUAAAUACGCCUAGAGAAUUUUAUGUAUCAAGAAAGCUAUUUUUAAUGUUAUUUGUGUAUGUCAAAAUAUGUUACAAUGUAUUUUCUAUGAUAAGCUUUUAUGUAUUUUGUACAAAGAAAUGUCAAAAUAUUCAUUAUAUUACCACAUAAAAGCAAAGUUAAUUCCUCACUGUAAAGAGAUGUUGUAGGAUAUUUAUCUUAUAUUGCUGUUGACUUAUUUGAAUUGUUUCUAUGAUGUUCCUGUUGAUAAAAAUUGUUUACAGUUGUUAUAUGAUGUUACAUAAAUUCUGACAUGAGUUAGAAAUUUUAGGCACUGUAUCCUUUGAGUUCUUGCUGAUAAAAUGUCCAUAAUUAACUUAUUGACCAAAUUGAAAAUGAAAUAAAUACUACUACUACUUA